This is a messenger RNA of Hemiscyllium ocellatum (epaulette shark), 390 nucleotides long. Its product is annotated as late histone H2A.2.2-like. Lineage: Eukaryota; Metazoa; Chordata; Chondrichthyes; Orectolobiformes; Hemiscylliidae. The transcript has a single exon. The coding region runs from base 1 to 390 and encodes 129 amino acids. Gene Ontology annotation, molecular function: structural constituent of chromatin; DNA binding; protein heterodimerization activity. The record is from RefSeq and is a predicted model, not a curated record. Gene Ontology annotation, cellular component: nucleosome.
AUGACUGGAAGAGGAAAGGGCAGUGGGAAAAGUCGCGCCAAGGCGAAGUCUCGGUCGUCCCGGGCUGGCCUGCAGUUCCCGGUGGGCCGUGUUCACAGGCUCCUGAGAAAGGGUAACUACGCUGAGCGUGUGGGUGCCGGAGCGCCGGUCUAUCUGGCUGCGGUGCUGGAGUAUCUGACGGCUGAAAUCCUGGAGCUAGCCGGCAACGCGGCCCGGGACAACAAGAAGACCCGCAUCAUCCCCAGGCACCUGCAGCUGGCCGUGCGCAACGACGAGGAGCUCAAUAAGCUGCUGGGAAGGGUGACCAUCGCUCAGGGCGGGGUGCUGCCUAAUAUCCAGGCCGUGCUGCUGCCCAAGAAAUCCGCCGCUGGGGGCGCCGCUAAAAAGUGA